Diorhabda carinulata is the source of this 1575-nucleotide messenger RNA. RefSeq names its product 2-(3-amino-3-carboxypropyl)histidine synthase subunit 1 (gene Dph1). Gene Ontology annotation, molecular function: 2-(3-amino-3-carboxypropyl)histidine synthase activity. The record is from RefSeq and is a predicted model, not a curated record. NCBI's taxonomy places the organism in Eukaryota, Metazoa, Arthropoda, Insecta, Coleoptera, Chrysomelidae. Gene Ontology annotation, biological process: protein histidyl modification to diphthamide. The transcript is spliced from 2 exons. Bases 93 to 1304 code for a protein of 403 amino acids.
CACGUACACAAGUAACCUUAACCUUAAAUUUUCAUCAAAAAAGUUUAACGUCGAAAUGAAUUUUCAUAUAAUUACUUAAUUUAGAAUUAAACAUGUCUGAAUCAGCAGUAGUUAUAAAAGCCAAGCCUGUAAGAAAGGUAUUUAAAGCUACAAAAGUUACAAAAAUCCCUCAAUCUUUGUUAAAUAAUCCAAAACUUCAAGCAGCAAUUGAAAGUUUACCUAAAAAUUAUAAUUUCGAAAUUCCGAAGACGAUAUGGCGGAUACAAGAAUUAAAAGCGAAGACUGUUGCUUUACAAAUGCCAGAGGGGUUAUUAAUUUAUUCCACCACUAUAGCUGACAUUAUUAAAGACUUUUCUGGUGCAGAUUCUAUUAUUAUGGGAGAUGUAACAUAUGGAGCUUGUUGUAUAGAUGAUCUAACAGCUAAAGCUCUCGGCGUCGAAUUAUUGAUUCAUUAUGGACAUAGUUGUUUAGUUCCUGCUGAUCAAACAUCAGGAAUCAAAGUUUUGUAUAUAUUUGUCGAUAUAAAAAUAGAUCCUUUACACUUCAUAGACACAAUGCAACUAAAUUUUAAAACUUCAACGAAAAUAGCUCUUGUAAGUACAAUACAAUUUGUUACUACUCUUCAAGCAGCCGCUAAUAAAUUAAAAGAAAUAGGUUUUGAUGUUAGUGUACCUCAAUUUCGUCCGCUAUCCCCAGGUGAAAUAUUAGGAUGUACAGCUCCGGUUUUAAAAUGUGCUGAAGUUGUUAUAUACUUAGGUGAUGGUAGAUUUCACUUAGAAGCAACUAUGAUUGCGAAUCCUAAAUUAAAAGCUUAUAAAUAUGAUCCUUAUUCAAAAGAAUUUACAAGGGAGUAUUACGAUCAUGCAGAAAUGGAAAAAAUUAGACAAACAAGUAUUAGACAAGCAAUUAACGCCGGUACUUUUGGGGUUAUAAUGGGUACACUGGGUAGACAAGGUAACCCCAAUGUUGUUGAUCAUUUAAGAAAAAGACUAGAGGAGAGUGAUAAGAAAACUGUUGUGAUACUUCUAUCUGAAAUUUUUCCCAACAAAAUAGAUUUAUUUAAGAAUAUUGAUGCUUUUGUUCAAAUAGCAUGUCCACGUCUUUCUAUUGAUUGGGGAAAAGCGUUUUCCAAGCCAGUUCUAACUCCGUAUGAAGCUUCUAUUGUCGUAGGGGAUGCUAAAUGGCAUAAAGAAAAUGAUAGUUAUCCAAUGGAUUUUUAUGCAAAUGCAAGUUUAGGCCCUUGGACUCCUAAUCAUAAACCAGACGUUGAUGGCAUUAAUAAAUGUUGCGGUAAAUGUUUAUAGAUAUUUAAAAUGUUAUAUUAAGAUAAAUACAUUAUAUAAGUCGUGUGUAAAUAUUAUUUAACAUAAUAUUGAAGUUUCUGGGUCAUUAAUUUCGUCUUAAUUUUUUUUUUAAAUCAAUUGCAACAAAGUUAAGGAUUGUUAACAACUUUUAAUAUUAAAAUUUUUGUAUGUUUUACCAUUAAAAUUAUCUUUUUUCAAAUAUUUAAAGAUCUGAUUAUAGUAUGUUCUAAAUACUUUUGGAAAUAAAUUUUGAAGUGAAUUAUUCAAAAAA